GUUGAUCUAUGCUCUAACCUCAAAAUUAAGAAACCAAAACAUUGAAAAGUAGAAUGAUAGAAAAUGGUUCACUUGUCUAUUAAAUUACUGGGGAAAAUAAAACAGGCAACUCGUAAGUAUGAACGAUUCGGUUUUAGGGAUAACUUGAGAAUAUAUGUACAAGGCGGGCCCGGAGGUAACGGAUACCCAAAAUUUGGAGGUGUUGGAGGUAAAGGUGGCGAUGUUAUAGCUGUUGGUAAAGAAGAUAUUACUCUAGAACAUGUUUUCAAAUCAAAUAGGUCUAAAAGAUAUAUUGCAAAAGGAGGAAAACACUCUACACAUAAUUUUAUUAUUGGUACACCAGGUGAAGAUAUCAAAUUUGAUGUACCAUUAGGUGUAAUUCUAGAUACUGAACACGGAAAACGAUUAGGGGAAGUAAAUGAUGAAGGACAAGAAAUAGUUGUUGCUAAAGGAGGCACAGGUGGACACAGUAAAAACGGUUAUUUAGGUACUAAAGGUCAAGCUUAUUCAGUUAAACUCGACUUGAAACUUAUCGCAGAUAUUGGAUUGGUUGGGUUCCCAAAUGCUGGAAAAAGUACUUUAUUAAAGGCUAUAUCUCACGCUAAACCUAAAAUUGCAAGUUAUCCCUUCACAACUGUAAAACCAAAUGUAGGAAUCUUAAUGUACAAGGAUUAUAGACAAAUUUCCAUGGCUGAUUUACCUGGACUCAUAGAAGGUGCUCACAUGAAUAAAGGCAUGGGGCACAAAUUUCUCAAACAUGUGGAAAGAACUAAAUUGAUUCUUAUGGUUGUUGAUAUUAAUGGUUUCCAAUUAAGUCCCCAAUAUCCCCAUAGAAGUUGUUUAGAGACCAUAAUGUUGUUGGUAAAGGAACUGGAAAUGUACAACGAUACUUUAUUGUCGAAACCAGCAAUGAUGCUAAUAAAUAAAAUGGAUACUGAUGGUGCCCUUAGUAAAUUCCAGGAAAUAAAGGAACAGUUGAAAAAUUUAGAAAGUGUUUUUGCUAAUUAUCCAGACGAUAUAAGACCUCUAAACUGCAUGAAAUUUUUCGACGUGAUUCCAGUUUCAGCUAAAGAAAAUCCAGAUGAUGUGAAUUAUGUGAAACAUAGAGUACGAAAGAUGUUAGAUGUGAUAGCUGAACUAAACGAAAAUAAAUCAAGUCACGAAACUGAUGGUGUAGAAAACGAUUUUAAAGAAAAAGCUCCAGUUCUUAUUUAAGUUUUAAAUGAAAAAAUUAUAUAUUAUAUAAUAAUAAAUAAUAUAUAAAUAUAUAUAAA
Messenger RNA from Diorhabda sublineata, 1274 nucleotides. Its product is annotated as GTP-binding protein 10. Gene Ontology annotation, molecular function: GTPase activity; GTP binding. The transcript has 6 exons. Gene Ontology annotation, cellular component: mitochondrion. The record is from RefSeq and is a predicted model, not a curated record. Bases 64 to 1215 code for a protein of 383 amino acids. Lineage: Eukaryota; Metazoa; Arthropoda; Insecta; Coleoptera; Chrysomelidae.